Molecule: messenger RNA, 5270 nt
Organism: Neoarius graeffei (lesser salmon catfish)
Lineage: Eukaryota; Metazoa; Chordata; Actinopteri; Siluriformes; Ariidae
Gene: aass
Product: aminoadipate-semialdehyde synthase
Exons: 24
Coding region: 329-3118 (929 amino acids)
Cellular component (GO): cytoplasm
Molecular function (GO): saccharopine dehydrogenase activity
Source: RefSeq, a predicted model, not a curated record
UGGAAGGAGGCAGAGUUGCGUUGAGGCUUGGGAUUGGUGGGAUGUAGGACGUGCCUCUGACAUACUGUUCUAACUGUUCAUUUGGACAGAGACGAGGUUUGAACUAUUUAGGAGUCAGAAGCAUUUCUUUGGCAGAAGCAAUCUGUUCAGAGCUGAUAUUGAACACGGAAGUAGUUCAUACUGACUGUUUAAUACCUGCCAAGUUUCCACUGCAGUGUGUCUGUCACUGAGCUCGGCCAUUUGAUCCAAGAGCACUCCUAAGGUAAGCCCUUGCUAACCUGUCUGCACUUGUGUAGUCAGAACUUUUUCUGUGAAGCCUGGGUGAGCUAUGCUGCGACUUGUUAGAGACCAGAGCUGGAGGGUGAAAUGCUGUGUGUGUAGCCAGCGGAGGUCGAGUCAUCAUAAAAGUGUGAUGGCUAUCCGACGGGAGGACAUUAAUGUGUGGGAGAGACGGGCACCUCUUGCCCCGCAGCAUGUGAAGGAAAUCACUGCAGCAGGCCACAAAGUACUGGUCCAGCCCUCCAAUAGGAGAGCUAUCCACAACAGAUUCUAUGAGAAAGCAGGAGCCAUUAUACAGGAGGACAUCUCUGAGGCUUCUCUCAUCAUCGGUGUGAAAAGGCCACCAGAAGAAAGGGUCAUUCCAAAAAAAACCUAUGCUUUCUUCUCCCACACCAUCAAAGCCCAGGAGGCUAAUAUGGGUCUUCUAGAUGAUCUUCUCAAAAAGGAAGUGCGGCUGAUCGAUUAUGAGAAAAUGGUUGAUGAAAAUGGGUUCAGAGUUGUUGCAUUUGGAAAGUGGGCUGGUGUUGCAGGAAUGAUUAACAUUUUGCAUGGUCUGGGUCUCCGACUCUUGGUCCUUGGACACCACACUCCCUUUAUGCAUAUUGGAAUGGCACACAAUUACAGGAAUGUCAGUCAAGCCAUACAAGCAGUCAGGGACUGUGGAUAUGAGAUCUCGCUGGGCCUCAUGCCCAAGUCCAUUGGUCCACUCACAUUUGUGUUUACUGGCACAGGCAAUGUAUCUAAGGGUGCACAAGACAUUUUCAAUGAGCUUCCAUGUGAAUAUGUGGAGCCACAUGAACUGAAAGAAGUCUCCAAAUCAGGAGACCUGACAAAAGUGUAUGGUACAGUGAUCAGCAGACACCACCAUUUAGUUCGAAAGAGUGAUGGGGUUUAUGAUCCUUUGGAGUAUGAGCACCAUCCUGAACGUUACACCUCUCACUUCAGAUCUAGUGUAGCACCUUACACAACCUGUCUGAUAAACGGCAUUUACUGGGACCCACACACUCCGAGGUUACUGCGACGCCUGGAUGCACAGAAGCUUAUGAGACCUUCAAAAUCUUCGUCCGCAGUGACCAAAGGCUGGCCCACCCUGCCACACAAGUUCUUGGCGAUCUGUGACAUUUCUGCAGAUACAGGAGGUUCCAUUGAAUUCAUGGCGGAGUGCACAACCAUUGAGAAGCCCUUUUGCAUAUAUGAUGCCAACCAGCACAUAGACCAUGAUAGUGUGGAAGGAAAUGGCAUUCUCAUGUGCUCCAUUGAUAACUUGCCGGCCCAGCUUCCCAUUGAGGCGACUGAGUAUUUUGGUAAUCGCGUAUUCCCCUACAUUUGGGAAAUGCUUCAGUCCGAUGCAACAAGACCACUUGAUGAAGAGAAUUUCUCUCCACAAGUCAGAGAUGCUAUAAUAACAUCUAAUGGGAAGUUGACUCCUAAGUUUGAGUACAUUCAGAAGUUAAGAGAGAAAAGGGAAUCGGAACAGAUCUUGAAGAAAUCCGGGAUGAAGCGUGUCUUGUUGUUAGGCUCUGGCUAUGUGUCUCACCCAGUUGUUGAGUAUCUCACCAGGGAUCCUGGCACCCAAGUCACUGUGGCAUCAGUGCUUCUAAGCCAGGCUGAGGAACUGGCUGCCAAAUAUCCAAACACCAUACCUGUGAUGCUUGAUGUGACUAGCCAAGAGAGCCAUCUCGAGUCUCUGGUCAAGGAUCAUAACCUGGUCAUCAGCAUGCUCCCAAGUACCUAUCAUCCUUUGGUAGCUAAAUAUUGCAUCAGUAAGAAGGUGAAUCUAGUGACGGCCAGCUAUGAGUCUCCAGCUAUGAAAGAGCUCCAGAAGUGUGCUGAGGAGGCUGGCAUCACCAUAGUCAAUGAGGUGGGCUUGGACCCUGGCAUUGAUCACAUGUUGGCCAUGGAGUGCAUCGACCAGGCCAAAGCAGACGGUUGCACUGUGGAGUCCUACAGCUCUUUCUGUGGUGGUCUUCCUGUGCCAGAGUGUUCCGACAAUCCACUCCGUUACAAAUUCAGCUGGAGGCCAUAUGGAGUGUUGCUCAAUACCAUCAAUCCUGCUAUUUAUCUCAAAGACAACCAGGUUAUCAGUAUUCCCCCUGGUAGGUGUCUAGAUGCCACCGUGCCCAUGGACUUCUUGCCGGGUUUUAACCUUGAGGGCUUUCCCAAUCGAGACAGCACCAUUUAUGCUGAACCCUAUGGCAUUGAGUCUGCGCACACACUGAUCAGAGGGACUCUACGCUUCAAGGGCUUCUCCAGUGCAGUGAGCAGCUUUAUAAAACUAGGCCUGAUCAACACUGAGCCUUGCCCAAUGUUGGAAAACACAGCCAAUCCUGUCUCCUGGAAAGAACUCCUGUGUAAGCAGAUUGGCUUGUCCUCUGAUGUUAGCACCGAAUCUUUUGAGAAAGCUGUGUUCAAUCAAAUAGGGAGAGAUGAGUUCAGGAUGCAGACUCUCAAAUGGUUUGAGAUGCUGAGCGAGGAGCCUGUGCCUCACGCUAACACUGUCCUGGAAGCACUCGCUACACACCUGGAGGCGAAGCUCUCUUACGAGAAAGGAGAGAGAGAUAUGAUCAUCAUGAGGAAUGACAUUGGUAUCAGACACCCUACAGGAGAACUUGAGACGAAGCACAUCAAUCUGGUGGUCUAUGGAGAUGCUGAUGGUUUUUCUGCCAUGGGGAAAACAGUGGGCUACCCUACUGCCAUCGUAGCUCGUAUGGUCCUAGAUGGUGACCUGAACACUAAAGGGCUUGUUGUACCAGUAACAAAGAACGUCUAUGCACCUGUUUUGAGGAAACUUCAGCAGGAAGGCCUUCAAUACACCACCAAAAGCACAAUAUCAGAGUAAAGUUCUGUAAAAUGUACUACUAAUGAUAAUUGGAUGAAUGACGGUUUCUUAAUCAAUUGUUUUUCACUUUUGUGUGAUGAGUGACUGAAUGCUUCAAAAUAUUUGUGGCUCUGUUGAGGCUUCCUCCUGUAAAAUUGCUUUUAUAAUAUAACGGUUUUAUUGAAACGUUCCUGCUUGUACUUCAGUAUAUAUCCCUCUAUCCCCUUAAACACCUGCGCAUAAAGCAGUUAUUUCAACCAAGAAGCAAACUAAACUGAACUAAACUCCACUUUUUUUUUUUUUUUUUGUGAAAGACAAAUAUUCUAGUAUGCAUUUCAAAGGGGUUCCCAAACUAGGGGGAAACUCUAUCUUCUCUUUUUAUUACGGUUGCUUAUUUUAGAAAUUAAUAUUUGUAAUACCAAAGGCAGAGUUUGUGUACUAAUAUUUUUGAAAUGUUACGCCAGUCCCAAGUCUGGAUAGAUUGGGGAGGAUUGCAUCAGGAAGGGGAUCCGGUGUUAAACCUAUGCCAGAUCAAUUAUACGGAUCAGAGCCGUUGUGGCGACCCCUAACGGGAGCAGCCGAAAGAAGAACUAGGAGUCCCAUUCAGCAAGCCACAUUUAAAUGAAUAAAUCAAGGUUAUUUUAAUCCUUUUCACUAUCCUGACACAUUGCCUUAAUGUAGUUCAGCAAUAAAAAGGGACAAAUUUCCCCAUCCAUCAACCUCUGCAAAACAAGCAAGCAUUAGGUCUCAAAUCACAUACUUGUACACUAUUCUAGACUCUUAUUGUACUAACACCAGCUUGGUUUUCCCAUUCCAGUUGGUGUUUGAAUUUGAAAAAACUCUGGUGUUGAGUUCAAACCUACUGAAACAUCCGUUUUGUGUACCAGUCUUCUGGAGGAGUAAAUACUUUUGAAUGUAAGGUCAGAAUAUUCGAAUUGAGAUACAGCCCAUGACAGCAGACAGCUUUGAAAGGUGCUUUGGAUACGGGGUUGUUUUUUUUUUUUUAAAUUAAGAUUAGGUCUCUAUUGGUUAAGUAGGUGGAGCUGAAUCCUGUUUGAAUUUGUGUGUAUACUACUCCCCCCCCCCCCCUUGUAUCCCCACCCAGUCUAGUCUAGCAUGCUAACUAGAGUUAAAAUUAGAAGGGACCAUCAUCACCAUUUCAAGCACACUGUAUAGCAUUUAUGAGAAUUGUUUCUUAUGAAGGCUAAGCUGCAGUAUUAGAAUGUUAGCAGUGUGUGGCGUGUCUGUAAAAUGACUGACAGUGUGGCCAUAUAAACACACACAUGCAUUCUGGACCGUAAUGCAGUUUCCGUCCUGCGUCAUAGCUAAUGUGGAAAGCUGCCCCGAUAUGGGUGGAGUACAGAAGUACGGCAGGCGGAUUGUUAGUGCUUCAACACACAUGCAUUUCUUUGCUUUUCAGCAAGACAUGACAGGGACAGACAUGUUCUGAUCCCAGCCACCACACUUCUGCUCUUCUCCUUUUAUACCCUGCUGUCUCUGCAAGAGACACACACAGACACGCGUUAAUUGAUGAUAGGUGUAGCAAUUUGGCCUCUUACCUUCCCCGACUCCACCCUCUGUUCACAAACUGCUGCUCGGCCACGCCCCCACUGCCACACUAAUUACUGUAAAGGUGACUGGACUUCAACUUUAUUCUGAUGCCCCACUGCCCAAGUUGUACCACCAAUGAUCAUGCCACUGCUCACCACCAAGAGACACUAGCUAACAGAAACUAAACGACUUGCGGUCGUUUUGAUACUCUCGCUGUGUCUGGUAUGAAUUUAUUUAUUUUUAUUCGUUACAUGUUCAUUAGAGCACAGUGAAAUUCUUUCUCUGCAUUUAACCCAUCUAGGGAUGUGAGCACAUUUACCCAGAGCAGUUUGGUGCUAGGUGCCUUGCUCAAGGGCACUUCAGCCGUUCCUGCUGAUCCAGAGAAUUGAACUGGCAACCUUUGGUCAUAAAGCUGCUUCACUAACCAUGGCUUCCCCUUUAGGCCACAGCUUCCCCAUGUAUGUAUGAAUGUAGAGUAACAACAUAACACUUUCCACUAGACUGGUAAAUAAAUCUCAUUCUCAUCUCAUUAUCUGUAGCCGCUUUAUCCUUCUACAGGGUCGCAGGCAAGCUGGAGCCUAUCCCAGCUGACUACGGGCGAAAGGCGGGGUACACCCUGGAC